CAUGUGCCGCGUCUGAGUCCCAGGGACUAGAGUCAAGAGUCCCACACACACACAGAGCUCCCCCAUACCCCAGCAACUAUGAAGGUGGAACGCGCCAGCUCCGUGUGUUCUGACGAUGCCCAUCGUCCCCAGAUUCCAUCAUGUCUGUUGGGGAGUCGUCUCCGCUGGCGUCCCCACAGCCGUCUCCUGCGCCCCUUACUGAUCCCUACGAUGACCAGAGGCUGUACUCCCCGGCUUACACGGCGCACAGCCCCGCCUACAGCACCACCAGCAGCAGUAGCAGCUCCGGUAGUAACGUGGGGCGCAUCUCCUACCUACAGCUGCCCGGCCAGCCCGGGAUACCAGCGGUCCGCCUCGCCCGAUUUCGGCUUCCAAUUCCCUCCCGACUCCGGGUAUCCCGGGGUGGAACAGUUCGGCUGUCAAGCCGAAUUCGUCAGGGCAGUGCAGGACGGGGAUCCCAGAGAGCUGAAGCGCAUCCUGACGCGGUACUCGCAGCUGGUGCAGAUCAACGGCUUCACGGCGGACGGGCAGACGGCGCUGACGCAGUCCUGUAUGGACGGUAACCUGGAGGUGAUCAAGGUGCUGGUGGCCCACGGUGCUUCCCUCCACCUUACUAACCGUGAUGGCUUCUCGCCCCUGCAUCUAGCCUGCUGGCGAGGCAAGUAUGAUGUGAUGCAGUACCUGCUGCGCUCCGCCUCCAGUAGACGGUAGUUGUUGUGAUAUUGUUGCCUCUAGCCUAGUGAUCCGUGCCAUGCGUGGUGUUGAGCAGGGAAGCCUUCGCCCUGUGCAAUACUGAGUGUUUGUUGGCGGCCAGAGCUCUCGUGGGGUCUUCUAGAACUGUGAGGACGGCCUAGAACCCUCAUGUGGGCGGCCAGAACAGUGUGGGGGUGGUUGGAGCUCUCGUGUGGGUGGCUUACAGCUCUCGUGGGGCAACUAGAGCCCCAGCC
Molecule: messenger RNA, 947 nt
Organism: Cherax quadricarinatus
Lineage: Eukaryota; Metazoa; Arthropoda; Malacostraca; Decapoda; Parastacidae
Source: RefSeq, a predicted model, not a curated record